ACAAAUAUACACAUAUGUAAGAGAUGCUCCAACUUUUUCGUUGCUAUUAAAAACAGAAAGUAGAACGUAUACAAAUACACCGAAAAUUUGUAUCUGUUAUGUAUCCUCGACUUUUUUUUUCCACUGAAAUUUUCAUUACUACCAUAAAAAAGAUACAUCGGUGAAAUCCUGAAGCCGGCGGAAAACGUAGAAAUCCCCGGAAACUAAACCCAAACACGGGAAGCUAUAACCCAAACAGACGGGUCUUGUUCAAACUACCGAAACAUCACCUAAACCCUUACAUUCCCUCAAAAACCCAAAGUUAAACAAUAAAGGAUAACAGAACAAAGACUUAAUUGUCUAUGACUAGCCGGAGAUCUUACUACGAACUGAGCAAGCGAGCACGCAAAGUUUGUGAAGGAGAGCAGAACCUCAUCUGAACCUCAUGUUCAAGAUGACAACACCAAACCACAAAAACCUCAUCUGAACCUCCUGUGAAAUUUCAUCUUGACUUUCUGUAUAUUUAUCAGAUGAAAAUCCUCGACUUUCUCUAUGGUGAGCUGUGUACAAACAAAAUAUUUUAACUUCGUCUUUUUUUUUGUAAAUAUAAUAUUUUUUCCUAUAAUCAUCUAACCUAAUUAAUUUAUCUAAAGGAGUGUAACAUCUUUAUACUUUCGGUGAUCGAUCAUUCAAAUUGCUUUUCCGCAAAUCAAGGAACAAAACUAAUGAAACUAUUUUCAUUGCAUUCUUAACAACUUUAUUUUUAUUUUACCAAACGUUUGGUAAAGUACGAAUCACUCUUCUGACCAAUUAACCCACCAAACGUUGGCAAUGGGUGCACCAUCAUAUUUAAAUAUAUAGUCUCUACUCGACCAACAUAAACCCAAGAAGAAUGGCCCGAUCACUAAAUCUCACAGCCCUCCUCUCUUUCAACUUCUUCAUCAUUUCAUUCUUUCUAACGCAAACACAAGCAACAAACAGCCAAACCAUAACCGAACUUACCGAUACAAACCGUAAUAUACCGGUGCCGGAGAAUCACCCGAGCACAACAGAUGGAGAAGAAGAGCAAGAGUCAGUCUUUGUCCGAGAUACAGGACAUGGUUAUGGUCUAUAUGGCCGUCGCACAAGCCACACCAACAAUGAAGAAGAUAACUCAAACGAGAACAACGACAACGAUCAGUUUUACUAUAGAAGCGACGCCUUUGGAAACCGCAAUGGUAGAUUCUAAAUAAAGAGAUUGGUAUUUCUGUUUCGUUUCUUUUUGGGAUUAUUUUGAGAUUUUGGAUCGUUUUGGGUACAUGUUCGGAUUGGCAGCUCUUAAAAUGAUAUAAAGACUUCAAGUU
This is a messenger RNA of Brassica napus (rape), 1322 nucleotides long. RefSeq lists its product as uncharacterized. The transcript has a single exon. The record is from RefSeq and is a predicted model, not a curated record. Bases 1032 to 1211 code for a protein of 59 amino acids. NCBI's taxonomy places the organism in Eukaryota, Viridiplantae, Streptophyta, Magnoliopsida, Brassicales, Brassicaceae.